This is a messenger RNA of Homarus americanus (American lobster), 5660 nucleotides long. RefSeq names its product tetratricopeptide repeat protein 7B-like (gene Ttc7). The record is from RefSeq and is a predicted model, not a curated record. Gene Ontology annotation, cellular component: plasma membrane. Lineage: Eukaryota; Metazoa; Arthropoda; Malacostraca; Decapoda; Nephropidae. Bases 51 to 2810 code for a protein of 919 amino acids. Gene Ontology annotation, biological process: phosphatidylinositol phosphate biosynthetic process; protein localization to plasma membrane. Gene Ontology annotation, molecular function: protein binding. The transcript has 19 exons.
AACAAAAGUUGAGACUCGAACACAAUCAGCUGUCGUCUGCAGCUGCCAAGAUGUCCGGGAAGACCAACAGGGCCAAGUGUUUAGAGACAGAGAUAGAGAGGAGCAGAGAAGAGUCAAACUGGAAGAAGGUUAUAGAAUUAGCGGAACACCUGAAGGCAAGGAAUCAACCUGGUUUAGAGACCUUAGCAAACUUCCUCAUUGGAGAAGGAAAACUUGAAUCAUACUUGGAGGAACACCCACCCACAGAGAGCAAUAUCCCCAAAGCUAAGAAUGGUCUGGCUGAGGCACGGAGGUACCUGCACAUGUGUAUUGGAGAGCCAGCCAAGAAGGGAGAGCUGGAGGUGUCUCUAGAUGCCCUGCUGCUGCUCUCCAAGCUGGAGUAUGCCAUGGGAGACUAUGAAGGUGCUCUGGGUCGACUCGCAGCCGCGGGCCUUGACCAGCUGACAGAGAAGGCCCUCCCCACCAGGUCGCUCAGAAUUGUGGCCGAGUCCUACGCAAUAAAGGGACUAUGCUCGGCGCCUCAACCCAGAAACAGUUUGUGCUCUGAGAAGGCCCCACUUCCAAACAACAGCAAGUUCCAGCGGGCAGAGAAAGCAGAGAAGAUGAUCAAGUGUUUUGAAUUAGCAGGGGACCUGACUCUCCUUUACCUACAAGAACAGGAUAAACUCUCCUCUACACCAUCCACACAUUCCUUACAGUCUUUGCCAGCAUCAAACACCACAGGAUCAACAUCUCCAUUACCACCAAACAGUGCUGCGAAUAAGAAAAUCGGUGUAAUUUUGGAAACAGCAUUGCAGCGUGCACCCAUCCUCCACAUGAAAGCUGGUCAACUGGAUAAAGCUAUUAGCAGAUACAGGAGCAUGCUGUCAGCGGUCGAGUCAACUGCUACACAACACCUCCGUUUGACCCUGGCACGACAGUUGGCAGAAGUCUUGCUGAGAGGAUGUUCUGAGCAUGCUUAUAAGGCUCCUAAUCAGGGUAUGAAAUCAAUAGAGGAGAAGAGUCGCAGCAAUUCAAGCCUCAAGUCUGGAGAAAGUCCCUGGAAGCCACAGCACUACAGUGGUACAAAUCUUUUUGUCCCCAAGAACAUCAAUGAAGAAAUAAUCCUGCUCUUACUUAUCAGUGAGGCCAUGGCAGUAAGAGAAGCUGUACUGAGUCAGUCGCCAGAAUUCAAGAAUGCUCGAGUUCAUGCCUAUGACAAUGCUACUGCUGUUUAUGAUCUUCUCUGUAUAUCACUGGCUAGAAGAAAACAAUUCAGUAUUUUGAUUGAGGUAUUUGAAAGAGCGAUGAAGUUUUCCCACGAAGAGAGUCACGUGUGGCAACAGUUUGCUCUUGCCUUAGCCUGUGGUCAUAAAGAUAUACGGGCGCUCUUGGUGUUGCAAGAAGUUAACCGUCUGUUACCUGCUGAGCCUCACUACUGUCUUCUAGCAGCCAAGAUAUGUUUCCAACAACUUGGCAAAACUCAGGAAGGUCUUGAGUGGGUAAACAAAGCCUUGAAGUCAUCAGAAGAAAGGAACAGUGUACUUGCUGCACGCUGCCACCUCUACUACGGCUUAGGACUGACGCUUGAUGCAUAUCAGACACAGCGACAAACCAACACCCAGGCACUGAGGACAAAGGCGCUUGAAUCUUUCAUCAGAGCUCAACAGUUAGAUUCGAGUGACCACCUGAUUGAGUUUUACCUCGCACUCCACUAUGCACAGAGCUAUCAUCUUGUUGAGGCCACACACCAUGUCAAGUUAGCCCUCUACCUCCGCUCAGAACACCCCCAGUCGCUUCACUUGCUAAUUCUCCUUCUUUCGGCACAGAAGGACUAUGAGGAGGCUUUGGAGCUGGUUGAAGCUGCCCUUGCAGAAUACCCAGAGAACCUGCACCUUUUGUAUGUCCGCGCUACUUUAGAAGAAGCAGUAUACGGUGGAGAGGUUGCACUUCUUACUGCACGUCACAUGUUGACACUCUGGCAAAAGUUGUACAAAGAACAGCUGAUGAGCGACAUCAGUGAUGUUCAGUCUCAGCGCCAUGCCAAUCAUGACACUUAUAGCAUAUUCAAUAUGUCAGACAAAGAUACAGCCCCGACCCCUGCUGAAUGCUCGGCUCCCUCCUCCAUGGGACUUGUCUUCUCCGAAGUGGUGUCCUUGAACCUUAGACUUCUCUCUCCUACAAUACAAAUGGAAACUAAUCCUGAGAAACACGGGACAAAACCCCAACUUACCCUUGACUCUCCCCCUCACCCCCCCACAGCUUCAGUACAUGCGGAGAGUGUUGCGGCUUCACGAGUGGAACAAGCUUUGUCUGAAGUGGCGUCGUCACUCUCAUCCUAUCAGCCUAAACCAGGACCACAUCAAGCGUGGCUACUACAGAUACAGAUCUGGCUUCUUACAGCUCAGUUAUACCUUAAGACAGAUCAAGUGAUUGAGGCUGCUAAUUGUCUACAAGAAGCUUCCUCCAUCUUCCCAAUGAGUCAUCACAUAAUGUUCAUGAAAGGUCUGCUGCAUGAGAAGAAGAAUGAGUUCCAUGAAGCCCAGAUGUGUUAUCAGAACGCCCUGGCAAUUAAUCCCUACCACUUGAAGAGUCUUCGUCAUCUGGGUGUGGUGUACCAUUACCUGGGCAGUGAUCGGCUGGCGGAAAAGACCCUGAUGGACGCUAUCAAGGUGGACCCCUACGACCACCACGCAUGGGAGACAAUGGGUGAGGUGCUGGUGAGUCUAGGACAGCUGGAGACGUCGAGCAACUGUCUCCAGACGGCCAUCGAAAUCGAGUCCAAGUCGCCCAUCCUCCCUUUCACCUCCAUACCCUUCUGCUACGAGUAGAGGGACGCCUGCGCGACCUCCUUCUGCUACGAGUAGAGGGACGCCUGCACGACCUUCUCCUGCUGCGAGUAGAGGGACGCCUGCACGACCUCCUCCUGCUGCGAGUAGAGGGACGCCUGCACGACCUCCUCCUGCUGCGAGUAGAGGGACGCCUGCACGACCUCCCACGCCCUUCCCCUCUUCCUUGAGUUAUUCAUGGGAGGUGUCCGGGAACGCCGACCAACACUCACACCCAUACAAGAGAGGACUUACCUACCUGCCUGCCUGCCUGCCGCCUCUAGUAGCUAUCAUCCUCCUGACUCCACCGAGGUUCCUGAGGAUGUCUUUACGUUAUCUGUGUGUACGUGCGUGCGUGUUUGUUGCUGGAAACUGCAACAUUCCCCAUUGUUUAUGUUUAUAAUAAUUCCAUAUAGAAUAAAAUUACUGUAAAUUUUUCUUUAGGGCGAGUAUGAGCCUCGAGAUACACUGUACUCAAGAGACUGAUCGCUGUAAAGUGUUGUAAAGCCGAGAGUUAAUGGGUUUUAGUUCCCUGUGCCAAAGUGUGUGGUUUAUUUUGUGUUGUUCCAUGGUACAGUGUGUUCCUAGUCUGUCAGCAGUGUGUAUAAGGGAUGAGAGGAAGGUAACACUAACCCCCUGAGUAUGUGUUCUCCUACUGCAGGGUUCACACGGGUGUUGUUAAGGUCUUGAAUACUGUACUGGUAUGGUAAUUGAAGCUUUUACCUCUUCCAACACCCGGAAAGUAGAGGUUUGUUUUACAUUUGGGGAAAAACAGUUUAGGGAAAUUCAAUUGAAGUAUCAGAAGUCAUUUUUUUUUGUCCUUGAGGUUAUUGAAAGAAAAAAACGCUCAUUUAAUUCACAUUCAAAUAAAUUCCUUUCCUAUUUUGGUUUAUUUAGUAACCAAAAUCAGGCAUAAAAGUUAAUCAGUCACUGUGUUAAAUUGGUUGGUAGUCCACCACUUUUUUUCAUAUAUAAGAUACACAUUAUUUUUAUAGGUAACCAGAUAGAUUUAAAAACAAACUACAUUAAAUUUGAGAAGAAAAACAUGGUGGUGCAAUUGCCUAUGUGGGUGAUUGCAACCAACCUAUCAAAUACUAAUCAACUAUGGCGUGAAAACUACAACAAUAACGACAAUAUUUUCUUAUUACUAACCGUGUAUAUAUAGUAAUGAGUUUAUAAAAAAUACAAUAAUUUAAGCUGUGAAAAAUUUAUUGUACAGUUUAAUUUUUUUUUUUUUUCACACAAGAACAUUUUUUGUACAUGUAAAUAUGUGUAUAACUUAUGUAAGAUCUAUAGUAAUUAUGUGAUUGUACAGUAAUUGAUUUAGUAUAUACUUAAUGUGUCUUUUAAUUACUCUUGUUUUGAUAAUGAUAAUAUGGUUUUAGUUAUGGAAUAUAUUGGCAUAUUUAGCAUAUGGGAGAAAAUUCUGUUCUGUGUAAGAAAGUUUUAAGAGAAAGUUUUCAAAUGUGGAAGACAGUUUGAGAUCUUGAAAGAAAGUUUUGAAAUGGAAGAAACUUUUCACCUGUGGAAGAAGAAAGUUUUGACCCUCAGAAAAAUGUCGACCUGUGGUAUGAAAAAGUGUGGGGAAAAAAGUUAUAGAAAAAUUCCUUUACCAGACCAGUGUGAACCCUGAAACUAGACGUCAAGACAGAUCACCUGAAGACUCACCCAAGCUUAUUUCACCUGAAGAUUAACCACCCUAAGACUACCUGCAAUGAUUAGGUUAAGUUAGGUUCGUUAAUUUUCAUGUAAAAUAACCUAACCUAACCCUCAAUUAGCGAUAGGGAGCCGAAUCUUCAGGUGAUCUUGAUAUUACCUUGUGUGUUGUAUUAUAAUAUUAUAUAAAAUUGACAUAGAUAUAUAUUAUUGCUAGUAAAAUUAAAAUGAAUAAGUGAUAUUAAUUUUAAAGUAUGAUUAAGAUGUACUAUGACAGAGAGGAAGAUUUAAUUGCCUGUGUGACUAUUGUAAUGAUGAGUGACUGUUCUGUAAUGAUGAGUGACUGUACUGUAAUGAUGAGUGACUGUACUGUAAUGAUGAGUGACUGACUGUACUGUAAUGAUGAGUGACUGAUUGUACUGUAAUGAUGAGUGACUGACUGUACUGUAAUGAUGAGUGACUGAUUGUACUGUAAUGAUGAGACUGUACUGUGAAAAAGAAAUAUUUGAAGUUGAUAUUAUGUCACUCUUAUUAUUUUAUUUUUACUGUUGUUUAGUUAUUAUCAUCAUCAUCGUCAUCAUAUCAUCAUCAUCAUAUCAUCAUCAUCAUCAUCAUUUGCCAUCUCUCCCGCGUCGUGUAUUUACUUAACAAUAUAUUAUGGUCUCCAGAAACGACAAAACUUAUUCCUACAUUGAGUCAAACAUAACCACUUAAGAAAUACACAUAUCCCUUACUUAAACAAGACAAACAAGUAUUAAGUUGUUUAAAACGGUAGUCACAACACACUUAAAAGUCUUAUAGUAGUAAAAAGUAGUUGUAGAAGUAAUAAUAAUUCUAACGGGAGUAAAAAAUAAUAAUUAUUGAUUUUUCUAAGGUUAAAGGUCAUUUGAUUCCCCCAAGUGUGUAUCAGUGCCUGUGUUAUUUCCUAAAGUUUAUUGAACGAUAGAAGAAGAAUCCAUUUAUCUGUACAGUAUGUUUAUUAUAGUGGUAGUGGUGGUAGUUAGCGUGAGACCAACAAGGUUAUAGGGGUCAUCUACUACCACUACUUCUAUUACUACCAUCAUUACUACUACACAUUCCACGAUAUGUUGGCUGUGUUCACGUAUAUAUGUGUCUGUGUGUGUGUGUGUGUGUCUGUGCGUGUAUGUGUGUGCUGUAAUAUUGUUGAGAAAUAAAGAAACUGUUGAGGUGAAUUAU